GAGCUGCCGCUGCUGCGGGACUCUGACUAGGAACUUCUGAACAGGAUUAAUCUGCGGGCCCGUCUCCCAAUAAACAACCUGUGAACAGGACAAGACUUUGUCCCCGUCGUUGUUUUGGUUGGAUAUCGUCUUUGGGCUGAAAGGCACGCUUGUUGGACGAAGUUCAGGUGCAUUUGCUGUGAUUGAUUUUUGUCCAGAGAAUGCUUCCAAAGCUUCUAAUCACUUCCCAGUCUUCAUCUUGUUGACACCAGCCUUUGGCAUCUGAUCUCGGUGGCAAUGAUGGCAGACCGCUGCGACAUUGCAGUCGCCCCUGGUCAGCCAUACAUUGAGGUGGAGCAUGACUAUGAGUACACAUCCAAAGAUCGUGUAGUCACCAUCAAGCAUGGGGAAUGUUACCUGUUGGUGAAAAAGACCAAUGAAGACUGGUGGCAGGUACGCAAAGAGGAGAACAGCAAGCCCUUCUAUGUUCCUGCCCAGUAUGUUCGUGAGGUACGGCGGGCUCUCAUGCCACCCCCUAAACCUCUACCAAAUGCUGGUAGUGGGGUCGGGACCAGAGGAGGAUCCGUAAAGAGCCGUCCAUCUGCCCUAGAGCUCAAACAGUCUGAUGAAAAUUUAAACAAACGAUCUCCUGCCCACUCACCCUCUGCUGCAUUGCAGCCUCCCAAAGAGGACAAGUGCAGUCUAAAAAGCCCCAUCCAGCCAGGGGGGCAAGUGCCUCUAAAUGUAAAACACGGAUCUCUGCCUCGAACCCGGGCCAAGUCCCCACUGGGGCUCAGAGCACCACUAGAUUUGGAUGGAGAUAGCGAUGGGGAGGGAGACAAGGAACGGAGCAGAGAAGGAAUGCAGGAUCGAAAUGAAUACAGAACCGGUAAUGGAGAGAGAGAAAGGAAGAAAGGAGGAGAGAGAGCAGAUGAUGGAGACAAGGGAAGAAGAAGAGAAGGGGAGAAAGUGAUGGAUGGAGAUAAGAAGAGGAGAGAGGGAGAGAGAACAACAGAUGGGGGGAGAGCGAAAAAGGGAGAAGGAGAGCAGGACACAAGUGCUCCCAGAGAGGUGUUGGAGAAAAAUCUAAAUGAUUCUGAAUCCGGAGACGAGCUCAGCAGCAGUUCUACAGAGCAGCUACAGGGACGACCUGACUCACCUGUCUACACUAACCUGCAGGACUUGAAGAUCUCUCAGUCGUCUCAGCCCCCGCUGCCCUCGUCCUCCCCUCUUAACACGCACGGAGACUGGGAGACGCACAAAGAUCAGAAUGGCCGGCACUUCUACUACAACCGCGCCACCCAGGAGAGGACGUGGAAACCUCCACGGGCACGUGAAAGCAAGAAGGAGGAGAGGCACGACACUGCAAGUACAGAGACAGAGGUUUUUUCGUCGGAGGAGAACUGUCUGAGUAGCCAGUCAGAUAGCCAGUAUGGCUCUCCCCCUAGAGGCUGGUCUGAAGAGCUUGAUGAGUAUGGGCACACGCUGUAUGUGUGUGACCAUACUAAUGAGAAGUGGAUUAAGCACGUGGAUGAACUGGGUCGUCCGUAUUACUACAGUGCAGACGGCUCCAGAUCUGAGUGGGAACUUCCAAAAGUCAAUAUCAGAACACAAUCAAAUCCCUCUGCCUUGAUGCCAAAAACUGGAGAUACGUCCAAAACACGCAGCUUGGACCGGAGGCAGCCAACCCCCAUAGUGCUGGAAUGGAGGCAUAGCACAUGCACACUGGAGGCUAAUGAUAAAAUCUCUCGGCCCAAUGCUCACAAUGGCAAGGCAAAUACAUUAAAACAGAAGUCCAUCAAAAACCGGCGAAUCUUCUCACUGCGCAAAGUCUCCAUCCGCUCUCGUCCCUAUAGGCCACAAGAACCACCAAAAGCUGGCACUCCAGACUCUGACUGCUCUGACCCUUCCUCUCCCAAACACCCCCAUUCCCCGAGCUCUGAGAGAAGUGGUUUCCUGAAUGUCACCAAGAUCACUGAACAGGGCAAGAAAGUCCGGAAAAACUGGUCCUCAUCCUGGGCUGUUCUACAGGGAUCCUUACUUAUAUUUGCCAAGAACCAGGGCACAGCCACCAGCUGGUUUGGGAGCCACCAGUCAAAGCCAGACUUUAGCAUUGACCUGAGAGGAGCAACUGUAGAGAGAGCAUCCAAAGACAAAUCCAGCAAGAAACAUGUUCUAGAGGUGAAGACCCGGCAGGGUACAGAGAUUCUUAUCCAGUCAGACGUCGAAAACACAAUCAACGAAUGGUUCAAAUCACUGACGGAAGCCAUAAACACUCAUGCCUGGGAGUCUGAUGAGGCUAUUGAAGAGGACAUGCCAGAGUCUCCAGGACCAGAGAAACAUGACAAAGAAAAAGAGCACAGAGACUCCAAGAAACUCAGAGCCAUGAAGAACUCCACCAGCAUGGACUCAACGGAGCAAAAGAAGACAAAGAAACAGCUGAAGAAAUUUCUCAUACGUAGACCCACUCUACAGGCUGUUAGAGACAAGGGUUACAUCAAAGAUCAGGUGUUUGGCUGCAAUCUGAUCAGUCUUUGCCAGAGGGAGAACACGACUGUCCCUCAUUUUGUCAGGAUGUGUAUCGACCAUGUGGAGAAUCACGGUCUGAAUUUGGAUGGCCUGUACAGAGUCAGUGGAAAUCUGGCUAUCAUACAGAAGCUGAGAUUUACAGUUAAUCAUGAUGAGAAGAUAAAUUUUGAAGACAGUAAAUGGGAAGACAUCCACGUCAUCACUGGAGCACUGAAGAUGUUUUUCCGGGAGCUUCCAGAACCGCUUUUCACCCAUACACUUUUCAAUGACUUUGUUGCUGCCAUUAAAAUCCCGGACUAUAAGCAGAAAGUACAGGCCGUUAAAGACAAAGUGCAGAAGCUGCCUCGACCCAACCACGACACAAUGCAGGCACUCUUCAAACAUCUGAAAAAAGUGAUUGAGCAUGGUGAGAAGAACAGGAUGACCACGCAGAGCGUCGCAAUCGUGUUUGGUCCAACUCUUUUGCGUCCUGAGAUCGAGACAUUGAACAUGGCGGUACACAUGGUGUACCAGAACCAAAUUGUUGAGCUUGUUCUACUCGAAUAUGACACCAUGUUUGGCAGGUAAGCCACAUCCACAGCAAUCAGCUGACCAAACAUGAGGCAACAGUCACCAACGAGGAGUCUUUUCAAGAGGAUGACCUUAUCAGUAAUGCAUUGAAAACACUCCAUGCUUAUUGAUGUGUAGAUACCACAUCAAUUGGUAGAUACCAAGGAUCCAAUUAAAGCAAGCCCAACUGCUUCUGGGGGAGGAGGACCAUCAUACUUCCACCUUUUACUUUUAUUAUUUGGACUAAAUAAUUUUUGCGGACUGUUGCCCUCGAUUGGAAUUCAGAUCUUGAUGAAUAAUAGUUCUUAUUGGACUAAAUUGUCUUUUUUUUUUUUUUUUUUUUUAAACCACGUUUGGAUCAUCCACAUUCUAUAACUGGACCUACAAGGCUUUCUAUGCCAUUUUGCUUGCUAGACUGAAACUUUUGUCUUUCAGCUGAGAAUUUGAGACUUUACUUGAGAUUUUACUUGUUGAUAAGGCUUAAAUGCACCCUGGACUGGCAUUGACUUCUAUUACUGUUAUGCAGUUUACUUUAUUUUGCCAUACUAUACUCUAUAACCUGCUGUAUUUUAGAAUGAUAAACCAAUUAAUCAGUAGCUUUCAUAUCAGUAUAGUUCAUCUUGGAAUGAACCAUUACUCUGUGGCCUCUGUGGCGGUUUCUAAUGUACAUUUGAAUGUUCACACAGUUUGAGGUAAAACAGGAGAGUUGACCACUGCUCACACUGGACUUAGUGGAUACACAAUGACAUAGUAUUUUCUCUCUUACACACAAACUGUUUCUGACUCGGCUGGGUUUGUCUUAAAUUUCAAACACCAGUUUUACAGGACCCUUCAGUAUGUUACAGAUGUAUUGUAUGUGUGUAUGUACAAUAUUGGAUAAAAGUCAGAGACCACCCUUCAUUUAUAUCAUUUCCAGUUCAAAUGGCCAUUUUCAGGUUAUUUAUUUUUCAGCUUCAGGAAUAAAGCUGAAGAGAUAAUUGUCCACACCUCCAAAGUUCAAUCUUAGAAGCUGGUUGUGUUUUCUGCUUAUCAAAAUCCCAGUAAUCCCAAACACACCACAGUGCUCUGGGGUGGUCAGCCCAUUGUUCUGAAAACACCAGGAGCAUCUUUGGUUGCAAGUUUUUAAAUUCCUUUGCUCAGUAAGAGCUGCACAUCCUUUCAGACUCAGUUGUUUUCACAGAGUAGAAGGAUGGAUAGAAACGCUUGUGGAUUUUUUCAGAUCUGGAGCAAGAGUGAAGCUGCUUCUCUCUCAGAGAUGAAAGCUUUAAGUACUGUUUAUCUGAUGGUGACAGAUUUGGUGGUCUAGGCUUCUCUCUGUAUCGUUUAAUCAUUUUUUGAGCUCGUGUUUUAGAAACAUUGUUUUUUUUCACACAUUUUCUUUGACUUUCUCCUUCUUUAUGCAACUGGACUACAUUAUAUCUCAUCUCUCCAGAAGUGUAACGUGUGCUUAACAGCCUUUUUGACUGAAAAUUAAUAAAUGAAGGAUGAUCUCUGAUAUUUACACAAUAUUGUAUGCGAAUGUAUGUGUGGUGUCUCCUGAGAAUUCACUGGACAACUAAUCCUGCUUAUUACCCCCAAAGCACUGAAUGUGCACAGAUCAAAGCAAAUCUCAGGUCCUCUUUUCAUAAAGCUACAUAUUCAUGACCGAGCCAAGCACUGAAAACUCUGUACAGAUCUCAGAAUAACAUGGGGACAUAACAGAGUCAAUGUAAGACAGCUGUGAAUGCGGUGUGAGCGUUUUCUGGUAGUUGAAGACUGGAAUUGUGUUGUACAGAUGCAUCUGAUGGUGUUGAGAGACUGUGGUAAGUAAGAAAUAAAACAGGGACACAAUUACUACUGAUGUAUAAACAUAAAAUAGAGACUGAUUUAUUGAAAAAAGUUAAACCUUUAAAAAAAAACUGCAAGUGGACAUUUGUUGAAUGUAAUUUUCCAACUGCUGUACGUGAUGCUACAUGAUGUCUGUAUUGGAAUAAAUUUGAAAAAGCAAGUUAUUAAGGAUUUUGUUUAAAUGGCAUCAAAAUUCCUUUUUUUUUCACCUUAUUUCUGCAUUUUGAUCAACUACAUUCCAUAACUGAAAGGUAUUGAAAGUGCUAAAACUGGAACAGGACUUGAGGUAGAAGAAUGCUGUUAUAUAUUUUUCCUAACUGCUGUACACGAUGCCUGCUUUGUCUGAAAGUGGAAUAAAGUUGUUAAGGCAAGGGGUUAGCGUUUUUGUUUAAAUAGUAUAAUAUAUAAUAAAUUUCUAUACCACUCA
Messenger RNA from Pygocentrus nattereri (red-bellied piranha), 5311 nucleotides. It is a transcript of the gene arhgap12a, whose product is annotated as Rho GTPase activating protein 12a. Gene Ontology annotation, biological process: signal transduction; regulation of GTPase activity. Gene Ontology annotation, molecular function: protein binding. The record is from RefSeq and is a predicted model, not a curated record. Bases 277 to 3075 code for a protein of 932 amino acids. NCBI's taxonomy places the organism in Eukaryota, Metazoa, Chordata, Actinopteri, Characiformes, Serrasalmidae. The transcript is spliced from 20 exons. Gene Ontology annotation, cellular component: cytoplasm.